AUGGACAUCUCUUCCGCCGAGUCUGACGCAGUACCACCUCGCUAAUAAAGGACUGCUUUGAUACCAAAUGAAGCCAAACUGAGCCGUGUUCCUGCCAAUAAUAUCGUUGCUUGCAGGCGUACGUUCAGUGGGCGGAAGAGCAGGGAGCGCUCAUACAGGUUAGCAAACUUAUAUAAAGAGAAAGCUUCGUCACUUCUCGAGCAAAAGCCUGUUGAGCACCAGCCGCCAAUUACCUAAACCUGGGAGAGUAGAAAUUUACAUUCAACAAUUAUGCUAGGUAGAGACGUUUACCGAUUAUGUUUCAUGUUGGCAACGGUCUUUCUCUGUACAUUACUCCUAACAGCUAAUGCCCAGUCAGCCGACGAGAACUUGUCCUCAGCACUCCAGGCAGGUGAAGGCGGGAUGAUGGACGUGGGAGGACGAGGGGGAUUACGGGAUGCCGCAUAUGCCUACCGGCAAUUAGCACUUAUACAGGAAGAGGAAGAUACAUUAAUACGCAUGAUGGAUAAUCUAAAAACCAGAAUGGAACAUGUGAAAGUCCGGAAGAGGGGUCAUAUCCAGUGUCUCGUGAAUCUUGUGGCGUGUUACGGGAGGAAGUAAAUUUCGGAAUGGUGCAUGAUUGGACAUGUUGCCCUAUUCAUACAGCCGAUAUUUUUUUAUACAAAACAUUUUAUCAUGCAGUUAGAGCUUUUGAAUCAAGAAGAUAUUACUUUCCAAGUGACAAUGAAACUCCAUUAACUAUCAAACUGAAUUUUCAGUCUAAGUAAGACCAAAUACUGACUUUCUUUGUGAUUAUUUGUUGAUAUAAGACCAAAGGAGUGAUUUCAACCUAGCUUUGUUAUUGAACUAUCCUAAUACGUAUGUACUUUCUCUUAAAGUGUGGGUGUAAUGGUUAUCUUAUCGUAAUGUCAUCACACUACAGAAAAGCCACAUGUCUGCUUCAAGUGUAACAUUGAAUAAAAAUUCAAUUCAUUAUA
This is a messenger RNA of Pecten maximus, 977 nucleotides long. RefSeq lists its product as uncharacterized. The transcript is spliced from 2 exons. NCBI's taxonomy places the organism in Eukaryota, Metazoa, Mollusca, Bivalvia, Pectinida, Pectinidae. Bases 271 to 600 code for a protein of 109 amino acids. The record is from RefSeq and is a predicted model, not a curated record.